AUGCUCAACAAAAUCACUGCCUUCAUUCACCAGCACAUAAACUGGAUCGGCGUCGACUUCCUCGAUCCUUCGACAGCCUUCGAAAAGACCUUCUCACCGACAGAAGGGAAACGAGGCGUCCGUGUGCUCGACUAUGCCUGCGGCCCAGGCACAAUCACACAUGCACUUGGCGCCCGCGCAACCGAGUACGUUGGCAUUGACCUCAGCGAGAACAUGGUGAAAGCAUAUAAUCUCCGCUUCGGGCCAAAUCCCGAAGCAUUGUCGUCGUCCGCGGACGAACUCCCUCGUGGAGAUGAUGAGAUUUUAAACGCGCAUGCUGUGGUCGGCAACCUCCUCGAUGCAAAAGAACCCUCACCCAAAGGUCUCGCGCCGCCAGAGUAUUUCAACUUCGACCUCGUUGUCGUAGGCCUGGGAUUUCACCAUUUUCCAGAUAUUGCUCUCGCGACGUCGCGGCUUGUUGAACGCUUGACGACAGGUGGCGUGUUUCUCAUCCUGGACUUUGUGACGCAUGCGAUGGACGAGCAGUCAUCUUCAGGCCAGCAACCGGCUAGGCAUACCGUCGCGCAUAUGGGGUUCAGCGAGGAGGAGCUGAAGAAGUACUUCCAAGACGCUGGCUUGACGGACUUUGACAUCGUGAGGAUGGACGACGAGGUUCUGCUCAGAGGCGAGUCGAGGAGGCGGCCGUUCCUGGCGAAGGGAAGGAAGGCGUAG
Molecule: messenger RNA, 711 nt
Organism: Cladophialophora carrionii CBS 160.54
Lineage: Eukaryota; Fungi; Ascomycota; Eurotiomycetes; Chaetothyriales; Herpotrichiellaceae
Exons: 1
Coding region: 1-711 (236 amino acids)
Source: RefSeq, a predicted model, not a curated record